Zea mays is the source of this 1701-nucleotide messenger RNA. RefSeq names its product L10-interacting MYB domain-containing protein-like. Bases 1 to 1032 code for a protein of 343 amino acids. The record is from RefSeq and is a predicted model, not a curated record. The transcript has 5 exons. NCBI's taxonomy places the organism in Eukaryota, Viridiplantae, Streptophyta, Magnoliopsida, Poales, Poaceae.
AUGGAUCUUCUAGGCGACGGGGCCGCGGAGGAUGAGGUCGUGGACCUUGAGGUCAUGGUGUAUGUCGGCUGGGAGCGACGGCUUGGCCUCCUGUUUUACUUUGACAUGCACUACCAUUCCCCCUCUAAUCUCUACCAACCAUAUGCAAAAUUGGAAUCAUCUCAAUGUUUAGAUAGCUGCAAACAAGGACCUGUAUUCACCUACACCAUGGAGCCACUACUGGUUCCAAGCAUGGAAGACGUCAUGGAAGACAUCGCGAAGAUAAUUUAUACACCGUCGCAACGCACGGGCACUAUACUAGUAAGGAAGUUUAAGGAACGCACUGGUCGCACUUACACCAGGGAUCAAAUGAAGAAUAGGUGGGACUCCUUAAAGAGAAUGUUCACCCAGUGGAAAACUCUUAAUGAAAGGGCUACAGGUCUUGGUCGAGACCCUCAUACUGGUUCUAUCAGUGCUCCAGAUGAGUGGUGGGCUAAGCAAAAUGAAGCAAUGCCAGGGUGUAUUAUGUUCAAAACAGCCCCCCUAGAGAAUGAGGACGAGCUAAAGGUUAUGUUUGGACCCAUUGUCUGCACAAAUGAAACAACCCUUGUUCCUGGCGUCGAGGAUGCAAAUUCAUCAUCUGAUGAUCAUGUCGAAGCCACUUUAGGUGGGGGUGAAAACAGCACACCUGACCCAUGCUCAAACGCGACUGGGAAGCAUAAGGUGCGUCAUGAUUCUCCUAAACCAAAUAAGGAAAAAGAUACGAGGGAAGAGUACAUGAAACGCCUAGUGAAGGCUUUUGAGUCGCGUUCAAUGACCACUAACAAGUCCAUCACCUCUGCUGAGACCGACCCUGUUCGUGUUGAGGUUAUUGCGCAGUUGCAACAAGUGAUCGAUGAUGGUUCACCAGAAGGCAGCGACCUACAUUUGUUUGCCACUCAUCUAUUGAUUGAGAAAAAGUAUAGAGAUGUAUUUGCAUCACUGAAGACCAAAGAAGGAAGGAACGCUUGGCUGCGCCGUGCUUUCGAGAUAGAUGUUAAAAAGUCCACUUAGAUGGUGGUCGUCCGACAACAGAGCCUGAUGUUCACUAUUAUGUUGUUGUUCAUGUUAGUCGUGUUGCAGUCGUGUCACUAUUAUGAGUCUUGUCGUGUUACAAAAUAAACAUGUCGUACGCAUAAUUUUCCCCUUCGAACAAUUUUGCAAUUAUUCGAGUUGAACAUGUAUUUGAAUAAUCAGAGUUGUAUGUUUGUGAACAAUGUCAAUCUGUGAACUUUGUUUCACCUAUGAUACAUGAAUAUGUGUCUUAUAUACUGUGCUUAUACAUGAAUAUGUUCCUGUUGUUUGUGUGCAUACAGAUGUGUGACCCUGCUGCACACACAUAUGAUGAUGACACGGAUGACAGAGAUGGACAAUUGCUUGUUGCCCUAUAUGCUGUAGACAUUUGGGGUAGGCCUUCCAGUGAGGUUUCUAGAAGAACAAUGGUUGAAACAGGUAUUCAAUGGGUUGAGCGAACUUUGGAGAAUAGUAACGACUGCUUUGACAUGUUUCGCAUGCGACGUACUGUUUUUAGACGAUUGCAUGAUAUGUUGGUGGAAAGUUAUGGUCUGCUUCCAAGCCGUGGUGUCAGUACUAUGGAAGCUCUAGGUAUUUUCUUGUGGGCAUGUGGGGGUCCACAAUCAUUUAGGCAGAUAAGGAAUAAGUUUGGUCACUCCUUGGAAACUA